UAACACGGUGGGACCCAGAAGCGCUCAACAAAUGGAAUGUUAAGAAAGGCGGAGCAAAGGAAAGAGAGAAAAAAAGAAAAUCGCCAAAGAAAGACGCAGAAGAAGAAGACCCGCACCUUUCCCCCCCUGAAUGCUUUCUGAGUGUUGCUGCGUCCUCCUGCUAUCUGAUAUUAGAAGUAUAUUGGCAACGACACAGAUGUGGCCUUUAUAUGUUCUCUUGAGUAAGUUUUCAAGGACAGAAGAAGAAUACUCUCAAGGAUCUGGAAGGGAUCGUUUAAGCUUGGUAGAGUCCUUCCUUUGUAAACGAUCAGUUGGCACAAACAAAUGCCACAAUACAGUCCUCUCAUGUUCGUACUUUUGUGAAGUUCCACAUAUUAACCAGUUACAUUCAUGGGACUGUGGUCUUGCUUGUGUUUUAAUGGUUUUGAGGACUCUCGGUAAGGAUUAUGAUAUGCAAGAACUUGAAGAGCUUUGCUGCACUACAAGUAUUUGGACUGUUGAUCUGGCAUAUUUGUUGCAGAAAUUUUCUGUCAACUUUUCCUACUUUACAGUCACAUUAGGAGCAAAUCCAAGUUUCUGCGUGGAGACAUUUUACAAGGAGCAAUUGUCUAAUGAUCUGGUCCGAGUUGAUAUGCUAUUCCAAAAGGCACGUGAUACUGGUAUUAAUAUAGAGUGCAGAUCGAUUAGCAGUGAAGAGAUUUCUUCAUUGAUCUUAUCUGGGAAAUUCAUUGCGAUUGCUUUAGUUGACCAGUACAAGUUAAGUCACUCUUGGCUGGAAGAUAUUGGUAUAUCAGACUUCUGCAAUGACAACCCAGGCUAUACUGGUCACUAUGUUGUCAUCUGUGGAUAUGAUGCUGAUACAGAUGAGUUUGAGAUUCGUGAUCCUGCCAGUUCAAGGAAGCAUGAAAAGGUCACCUCAAGGUGUUUAGAAGGGGCCCGCAAAUCAUUUGGAACCGAUGAGGAUCUUUUACUGGUCUUUUGAGGAAAUUAAGUUAUUACAAGUGACAUUCUUAAUGGAGUAGUAUUUUAUAUUUCGCAUGCAGAUCCGUUUACAGAAGGAAGAGACUGAAAGCAGCCCUUUGUGAUCGUUUAUUUAUUUGUGUAUGAAUGAUUGUUUCUCUCUGACUUUGUCCUUGCUGCUUAUUGCCCAUAUCGGGUAUUCUUUAGCUGUAUGUAUAUUAUGUACAUCAAGGCUGUAGUAUCAUGAAUUUCGCUUCCUUGUAUCAUGAAUUUUGUAUAGUAUCAUGGUUGUGCACGAGAAGUCGUAUCAUUGGUACCUUAUGAUAUUAA
Messenger RNA from Nicotiana tabacum (common tobacco), 1290 nucleotides. RefSeq names its product guanylyl cyclase 1. NCBI's taxonomy places the organism in Eukaryota, Viridiplantae, Streptophyta, Magnoliopsida, Solanales, Solanaceae. The record is from RefSeq and is a predicted model, not a curated record.